AUGAUUAGUAAUAAUAAGAGGGACCUACUUCUCUUCUUACAGCUUUUGCACACAAAUGGUCUCACUGACCCGAAAUCUGUAGUAACAUCAGAACCAAAACUUAAGCAAAUCGGAAUUGAAUGGUUUAAUCAUAAGAGUACAAAAUUGUCUAUUGAGCAGGGUGAAUUACAAUGUAGUAGUGCCCCAUCUCCAACAAAAUUAUGUGAAACAUACAAGGGACUUUUAAAGGUAAAUACUGAAUGCAAAGAUACCACAGAUUUAGCAAAUAAGUUAUAUUACGAACGUAUUGCAGAAGUAGAAGAGGCAAUUCUUCAGAAUAAAAUUGAAUUUAAAAAUGAGUUGGCAAAAAAUAAAGUAUAG
[Candida] anglica is the source of this 360-nucleotide messenger RNA. Lineage: Eukaryota; Fungi; Ascomycota; Pichiomycetes; Serinales; Debaryomycetaceae. The record is from the annotation of a GenBank genome assembly.